CGCCGGGCGGAUUUCUGGACUCCUCCCACUUUCCUUCUUUUUUGUCUCGCUUUUGACAUUCGCUCUAAUAGCAACCUCGCUUUCUCAGUGCCAUCUAUUACAGCUAUCUUCUCGCCCAGAUAGAUUAUUUUCAGCAUAGCUGCUAUGAACGCACGCAUUUUUACUCGCGUUGUCCGAACUCCCGCGCACAUUCCUACCUUCACUCCAGCGUCAUGGUCUGCCCAGGUCGUUGCAGGCCCAGUAGUCUUCAAAAGGCUUGAUUUGCACGUCUCCCCUCUUUCCGAAGUAAAUCUCGCCAUGCUUGCGCAAGCCAACUGGAGGAACAUCAACGCUCUUGACGAAUUCGCGGUCACUAUGUACUACAGCGCCACAGACUCCGACUACACCAUGCUCGCCAUGGUGCGCUGCGUGAAGACGAUCAUCGCGUCACUCAACCCAGCCCUACGCAUCACGACCAUCACGAUCUGCAACCCGCUCCCCACCUCUGUCCUACGCUACAGGGCCGCGCUCGACGUCUCCAGCCUGAUUGCCGGCCUGAAGAGCGUGCUGUACGGACUGGACGCCGAGCUGAGCCGGCGCAUCGCCGGUGGCACCCUGCAACGCGUCCUCUUCACGUCACACCCGAACGUCACACUUAUCGCUGGGUCUGAGAAGGCGCGCGUGCGCGAAUUUUUCCCUGCACUUGCGGCCUUCCAUGACGUUUUGUAGUCACACGGCGCUGCGCACUCGUAGUUCCUGAUGUUCUCUCUCUCUCCGCUCGUUACGCUCUCUCCUUCUGGACGAUCACAUUCGCACUGUGUGCCGAAAGUAGUGUUCGCAAUCAAUAUUCGCACUAGGUUAUUAAAUACGGCACCGGUUGCUCGUCCUACACACCGGAUAUGCUCAUUUUUAC
This is a messenger RNA of Phanerochaete carnosa HHB-10118-sp, 892 nucleotides long. RefSeq lists its product as uncharacterized. The transcript is spliced from 3 exons. The coding region runs from base 145 to 708 and encodes 187 amino acids. The record is from RefSeq and is a predicted model, not a curated record. NCBI's taxonomy places the organism in Eukaryota, Fungi, Basidiomycota, Agaricomycetes, Polyporales, Phanerochaetaceae.